GAUGUAGCUGUUGAUUCCAUUCCAUUGUGGCAUCUAACGCUCCCUGGGCGCCGACACAGCGACAACUACUGGAUCACAACAUUUCCCAAAAAGCUUCGGGGUCUGGUACAUCGCCUACCAGGAACCCGCGAAAGAGUAAUUGGGUGGGGCAUAUGGAUCAACGAACGCUUCAAUUGGCACCUGGUUUUCUCUCUUCUUUUUGUAAUCACGGUGAUUAUCUGGGCAAUUGUGGCCAUUUAUCUUGCAUGCAAGGCUGAUGACUCUUCUGGUUUUGGUUUCGGGACUUUGCUCGCAGCACUUGUUGCGAUUUAUAUGCCUCUUCAGUAUUUUACUUAG
Colletotrichum costaricense is the source of this 336-nucleotide messenger RNA. RefSeq lists its product as uncharacterized. The transcript has a single exon. Lineage: Eukaryota; Fungi; Ascomycota; Sordariomycetes; Glomerellales; Glomerellaceae. The annotation marks the transcript as partial. The record is from RefSeq and is a predicted model, not a curated record.